GUCCCUUCUCUCUCUACAAAUAAACAAAAGUCAAAUGUCUUUUUUUCUUACAAGUUUCUGAAAGAUAUAUAUAGUAUUAUCUUCGUCAAUUCUCAUUUGUUUGAAAAUGGGGUGCAAGCAAUUAGUGGAGAAGCCAAAGCAAAAGCAUAAGAGGGGAUUAUGGUCUCCAGAUGAAGACCAGAAGCUCAAAGACUACAUCCUCACCUAUGGACAUGGCUGUUGGAGCUCUGUGGCAAUCAAUGCUGGCUUGCAAAGGAAUGGAAAGAGUUGCAGAUUGAGGUGGAUUAAUUAUUUAAGGCCUGGCCUAAAGCGAGGGACUUUUAGCACUGACGAGGAGGACACAAUUCUGACCCUUCAUGGAAUGUUAGGCAACAAGUGGUCUCAAAUAGCACAGCAUUUGCCUGGAAGGACCGACAACGAAAUAAAGAACCACUGGCACUCUUAUCUAAAGAAGAGAGUGGCUAAAAUGGCAAAAAAUGAAUCUGGGCAGGCUAAAUCUGGAUGCACUGGCCUACAUAUUGAACAUAGAGAAUCUUCACCUUCUUCCAUAAAAUUGGCUUCCCAAAAUUCAAGUCCGGACUCAUUAGCAGAUAGUGAUCAGUCUGCUUCACUACUGGUUGACUUUGCAAGAGAAAAUUGCAAAAGCAAUUUACCAAAAGUCUUAUUUUCUGAAUGGUUCUCGGUAGAGCAAUUUAGUGGUCGAGAGGAUUUCAAGAACACAACCAAUCAAGAUCUUUCCAAAAAUAAUUUUGGAUGCAACGAUUCAGUGUUCCCAGAUGCUUUCAUGCAAUAUGUUCCUAUUAUGAAUGAAGUUACCUAUGGGAAUGGCAUAAGUCAAGGUUUUAACAGUGGGAAGGUAGAUGACUUUGAGUCAAGGUUUCAGCCACCAUUCAAGUUUGGUUUUGAGGAAUUUAUAUCUGGGGAAUUUAACACAAAUGGUGAUGUAAUGUACACAUGAGUUCUUUUUUUCAACCUCCUUCAAGGAGAAUUACUUCUAAUUGCUUUACCAGAUAAUGUUAAUAAAUUGUUUGGAACGAAUAAUGCAGGACAGUUAAAAGCGGUAAUGUUAUGUCGUGUUUUUUUUUCCUCA
Nicotiana tabacum (common tobacco) is the source of this 1090-nucleotide messenger RNA. RefSeq names its product transcription factor LAF1-like. Lineage: Eukaryota; Viridiplantae; Streptophyta; Magnoliopsida; Solanales; Solanaceae. The record is from RefSeq and is a predicted model, not a curated record.